CACUCGCUCAUAAAGCCGUUUACCUGCGGUUGUCCCGUGUCUCACCGGACUGAGCUCGUCACGGCACAUUUCUCCUCUGAUAGGACACCGACACUGCAUCCCUCCCACCCUCCUCUCCUCCACAGUCGUGUUUACUAUAUGUGAGAUAGGCCGUAUAAAUCCCUGAGUGUGCGCAGAUCGCAUCCUCAGAGAAUGGAAAAGGAGGAGGGAGGAGGUGUAGGAGCAGGAAAAACAAGCGAACCAAGGGAGCGUAGCUGUGUCUACUGCUCACUGGGAUAAGCGCACGCUGAGAAACAUCCGAGAGGAGGAGAAGGAGUGAGCGUGGAUGCUGACUAUACCGACAAACCCAUAAAGGAAGAAUUAUUAGAUGGUUGUUAUUAGAAUCAAUCAUAAACUAUAAAGUGGAAUAAGCUUUUGCAGUCACCAACGAUGGACGUCAGCUGUCAGCACUGAGUUCUCUACUUGUUCUGAUGACCAGAGACCCUCAUGGCGCUUAUUCAUGAACCUCGUGUCCCCUCUCCUUCUCUCUCCGGCUUCAACUCACCCCUCUCUGAUCCUCCAUCCUUUCGCCGCCUCGAUGACGAAACACCCUGCACCCCAGAAAUGGACCUUACCCCGACCCAGUGUGUCCUUCGCAACGUCCUCUCCAUAGACACCGGAGGUGCUGUCGAGCCCGGGGGUGGAGGAGGAGAAGAGCAGACUGCUGGGCACAACCAGACACCAGGCGAGGAACAACAGGAGCACUUUGCCAACAGUAUCCUGAAGCUCCACGAGCAUGAUAGGAGUCCAGGAAGGACAGAGGGAGAGGGGCAGGAGAUGGAGAGCAGUGCAGUCAGGAGCCAGGUGGAUGACGCCAGGCUACAGUGCCAGUCUACCGGAGGGUUUCUGGAGGGGUUGUUUGGGUGUCUGCGGCCUGUCUGGACUAUGAUUGGCAAGGCUUACUCCACAGAGCACAAACACGGCCUCGAUGAGGCGUGGGAGAUUCCAUUCGAGGAGAUAUCUGACCUGCAGUGGGUGGGCAGCGGAGCCCAGGGUGCCGUCUUUCUGGGCAAACUGUACGGACAGGAAGUGGCUGUAAAAAAAGUGCGAAACAUCAAAGAGACAGACAUCAAGCACCUGCGCAAGCUCAAACACCCCAACAUCAUCACUUUCAAAGGUAUUUGUACCCAGGCUCCAUGUUACUGCAUCAUUAUGGAGUACUGUGCCCAGGGACAGCUGUACGAGGUGCUGAGGGCAGGCAGGAAGAUCCAUCCAUCCCUGCUCAUGGACUGGGCCAUGGGCAUUGCUGGUGGAAUGAACUAUCUUCACCUCCACAAGAUCAUCCACAGAGACCUCAAGUCACCAAACAUGCUGAUCACUUACGAUGAUGCAGUGAAGAUUUCUGAUUUUGGCACGUCCAAGGAGCUCAGUGAGAAGAGCACCAAGAUGUCCUUUGCCGGUACGGUGGCCUGGAUGGCUCCUGAGGUUAUACGCAACGAACCCGUCUCAGAGAAAGUGGAUAUUUGGUCAUUCGGUGUCGUGCUGUGGGAGAUGCUGACAGGAGAGGUGCCCUAUAAGGACGUGGACUCCUCUGCUAUCAUCUGGGGAGUGGGCAACAACAGUCUACAUCUGCCUGUACCUGAUAGCUGCCCAGACAGCUUCAAACUGCUCCUGAGGCAAUGCUGGAACUGCAAGCCAAGAAACAGGCCUUCCUUCCGACAGAUUCUCCUGCAUCUGGACAUCGCCUCAGCAGAUAUCCUGUCGACUGCACAAGAAACGUACUUUCAGUCUCAGGCGGAGUGGAGGGACGAGGUGAGGCACCACUUUGAGAAGAUCAAGUCUGAGGGGACAUGUCUUCACAGGCUGGAUGAGGAGCUGAUCAAACGACGCAGAGAAGAACUCAGACAUGCGCUGGACAUCCGGGAGCACUACGAGAGGAAACUGGAGAGAGCCAACAAUCUCUACAUGGAGCUUAACGCCAUCAUGCUGCAGCUGGAGAUCAAAGAGAAAGAGCUUCACAAGAGGGAGCAUUCACUGGACAAAAAGUACCCGGGCUGCUUCAAGCACCAAAGCUCCAGACAGUCGGCCUCCUCCAACUCGAUGGAGAAACUCUUGAAGAAACGCAACGUACCUCAGAAGCUGCCUUCACACAGCAAGAGGCCAGACUUACUAAAGUCAGAGGUCAUCCUCCCCAAACUGGACUCUUCCAUGACCCAGGUCACAAUCCCCAACAAGGGCUCUACCUCCCCUGGCCGCUCACGGCGAGGAAAACCCCGCUACAGGAAGGCUGGUAAAGGCAGCAGUGGGGACUUGGCUCAGUUGAAAGCCACUCUCUCCUCUUCAUUAGCCAUGGUCAACGCCACCUCAUCUGUGCCCAGCAGCAAGCAGCAUAUGGACCCCAGUGCAGCCCUCAGGGGCCUGCAGCACGAUCUGCUGCUUAAGAAGAUGUACUCCUCAAGUCCGGAUCUCAUUUCAACCACCUUGGAGGCUGAAGGCCGGAGGAAGGGGCAGGUCGGGCCAGGGCUGGACAGAGCGGGCAGCCAGAGCGCCUCAGCCGGGCUGGGGGAAAGCAGAAGGACUGGAGGGCCUGAGGAGGGGCCGGAUGUGGGUUUAGGGACUGAUGACCUGGUAGAAACACCUCCACGCAGCGACACGCCCAGUGAGGAUGCAGCUUCUAUCCCGUUCUCCAGUAGCCCCGACUCACCGUGCGGCAGGGGAGCAGCUGCAGGGAGGGCGUCUGUACACGGGAACCCCCGUGUUUCCCACGAGGGUGACGAGAAGGAAGACGGGACGGUGAUCACACGUUCACCUAGAAGUCAGCGUCUCACUCCUGCAGCACUGCUCUACAGGGCAGCAGUCACACGCAGUCAGAGACGUGGAGUGUCAUCAGAGGAAGAAGAAGGAGAAGUGGACAGUGAAGUAGAGUUGCCAAGGAGACGGCGUCCCGUUAGCAUGACCAAGUGCCAGUCCCUGUCCACCUUCAGCUCAGAGAACUUGUCGGUCUCGGACGGCGAGGAGGGAAACACUACCGACCACUCCCACAGCGGCACACCGGACGUGGUCAGCACCAACACUGACGAGCGUCUGGACGACAAGAGCGACGAUCUGCUGUCUCAGGGCUCUGAGAUUCCCGCUGACCCGUCCGAGCCAACACAGCUGGGCUCUGACGGGCUGUCUGAGAAGGAAGCUAUUCUUCGCCAAGUCAAGACACAGCUUGCUAGUAAUGAUCACAAUUAUGAGGGCCUCUAUGAUGACUCGGACUGUGACAGUGCAGAGCUGGACCAUUCAGGCAGUGCGGAACCCAGCCAACCUCCAGCCAACUGGUGAAAAUCUGACACAUCAACCCACUCAAACUCCUGCAGAUCUGGUCUGUGAAUGCCUCUUUAACUCUAACAGACCUUCGAAUACACGGAGUCAUGAGCAGGGACAUUGCAAAAGCAGGAAAUGAAGGCGCAUCUUCAUCAUCACAAGCAGGAACACAAAACAAACCCUUGGUGAGUGUUCUCAAAAACCUGAUAUCCUGGGGGGAAAAAAAACAGAAAAUCCCAUUUCAUUUGAGAUAAAAUGCCUCACAGUGAUGUGAGACUGAAUUGGGGCACAGCUGAGCUGACAGAGCAUCAGCCACCAAAGCAACUGGCCCAAGAUCAGCUUUGCAAAAACACCUCAACAACAGAGGCCUCAGUCAAAGAAGCCAUCCACACAACUGUCUAUUAAUGUCUCUUUUCAUCUUCCAUGUCGAUUUGUAUUUUUAUCUCCGUCAAAAAAAUGUGUCAUGUUAUUUCACAUCAUGUCAUAUGAGAACAUGAUCAUAAGAUCCUAUCAGGGCGCAAUUAUAUUUUAAUGUUUCUAUUGUCAACAUCAAUGGGGCAGCCACUGAUGUUGCUACUUGCACUUAAUUUAUGAAAUGUACUGAUUUCCUCGCGAUCAUCAGGUUAUAUUGCAUUUACUCUCAAAACGUUAUGCACUGACUAAUUUAUUGCUUUUUUACAGUGUAAAAAAAAACAAUGUUUACAUUUUUCAUUUGUGUUGUUUACAUAUUUUAUUUAUAUUUGUGUCAUGGAUUUUGUUUCCAUUUUCUACUUCUGUGUUUAAUAUCUUAUGUAAAUAUGUGAUGAUGUAAAAUGGACAAAUUUUUAAAAUGUGAGACUGUAUAAUUUAAAGGUGCUGAUGUUUCUAAUUAGGUGGCACUACUCUAUUUGAACCUCAAAAGGCUUAUGGUAGUAGAAUGUAUUGUAGCUGCUGUUAAUGUCUAAGCAUCAAAACACAGAUAAAAGAGGGACAAGAGAACAAAGAAAAAGCAAUAUGUCUGCUCUGGUACAGUAUGUCCUGUCAUGUCACAGGUCAAAAGAACCACAGCUGAGUUCAUUCAGGGCAGAUGGGCUUUUUAUUAGUAGUAUUGCAGUGUUUACUGUAUUAAUACGCAAUACCAGUUUGAAAACCCCCUUCUGAACAUCUUGGGGUGUAUAUAGAAUCAUAAAAGCAUGCUUGUGAUAAAGUAUGGAUAGCCUAUUGGUCACGGUUUGUGAUUCUGGUCAAAAUUAAAUAUUAGAAACAUCCAUACAGAAAAAAAUGCAACAAAAGAAAGACUGCACAUUUAAUAACUGAAGGCAUAUGGAUGACAGGGACACAAACACCAAAAUAGAUCUCAGAAUAAUUAUGGAAUUACUUGUGGCCACAGUGUUUGCAGUAUACCAGCACACGAGAGAGAUGAUUCGAAUUUUUUAGUAAACUUAGCAAUGUGGCUCAUUUAGUCAAAGAUCCUUUUGAUAUUAUUGUUUUAGUAAGUAAAUCACAAAGCAAGCACAGGCGUACCUGUGGCAGAUGACAGAAAUAACCUUUAGCUUACUCAAUGCGUGGACCCCAAUUCAGCUUGUUUUUGUCCACUCAUAAAAUCAGUGUGCACAUAGCAAUUAGGGCUCAUAAUUUGGCCAUUUUUACUUACUGCCUCUUACCACAGCAUAUUAAUUGAGAGAGACGCUUUACAAGCUUAUAAUAUGGUUCAUCAGUGUACGGAAAGGUCACUCUGCCAUUGUCCUCAACAGUUGAAAUUUUGGCCAACAGACAGUACUUUUUUCACAGAUGUGCAAAGGUUCCUUCAUAACAGGCAGCAUGAUACAUAAAACUCUGGUUUUGAUGUACUUGUGUCCCUUGACAAGCCUUCUUACAUGCAUGUGGUUCAAUCUGACUGUACAACAGCACAUUGCAUCCUGUUCCAUUAAUGUAUGACUGAUCAGGUCCCACUCAAUAAGCUAGAAAUGGCAGCUUGUUUUUUUAUCUGGUGUUACCUUUUAAACUUUCGAUUUGUAGAGCAUUUUAAACAGAUUGUGUCCCCAAUAAUUAAAGCUAGAAAUCCUCCUGCAGGAUAAAAUGUUGCCAAAAAGCAAAACUACUGCCCUCUAGUGUCUCAAUUGUGGAGGUUCGUGUUUCCCAUGAUGCCGAUUGAAACAACCCUGUAUGAUCCGAAAUGUUUGCUUUUUAUAUUAUUGUAACUGUACAAUAAAUAUAUUUAAGAAACAAUUUAAAAUAAAAUCAAACCUGUAAAAUCUCAA
Messenger RNA from Sander lucioperca (pikeperch), 5528 nucleotides. RefSeq names its product mitogen-activated protein kinase kinase kinase 12-like. The record is from RefSeq and is a predicted model, not a curated record. The coding region runs from base 487 to 3306 and encodes 939 amino acids. NCBI's taxonomy places the organism in Eukaryota, Metazoa, Chordata, Actinopteri, Perciformes, Percidae. Gene Ontology annotation, molecular function: JUN kinase kinase kinase activity; ATP binding. Gene Ontology annotation, biological process: JNK cascade; protein autophosphorylation. The transcript has 14 exons.